Alexandromys fortis (reed vole) is the source of this 3350-nucleotide messenger RNA. It is a transcript of the gene Slc25a51, whose product is annotated as solute carrier family 25 member 51. The coding region runs from base 1683 to 2579 and encodes 298 amino acids. Gene Ontology annotation, cellular component: mitochondrion. Gene Ontology annotation, biological process: mitochondrial NAD transmembrane transport. Gene Ontology annotation, molecular function: NAD transmembrane transporter activity. The transcript is spliced from 3 exons. The record is from RefSeq and is a predicted model, not a curated record. Lineage: Eukaryota; Metazoa; Chordata; Mammalia; Rodentia; Cricetidae.
GGCGUCAAUUGUUCCAUUCUGUCUGGAUUGUUAGUGUCAAGUUUAGGUAGAGGGUGUCAGCCUCAGCCAUAUUUACGUCUUUUAGCUUAACCUUUGCCUUGGCCCCUACGGGCUGCGCAGCUGGUCCUAGUGCCCACCUUCUGCUGUUGGUUUUUUUUUUUCCCGGUAGUCUGUUGAACAGGCAUGCCCAAAUGGACCUCCGGGCCUUUGCUUUGAAAGGAUUCCUAGAAUCGGGUGCAGGGCACACGAGCAGCAGUCCAGAGGCGCCCCUUGUAUGAAUUCUUGUGACACAUCUGACAAGAAUUGACUCGAGUCUCCUUUGUCAGAUAGAAGGACGCUGAGAUGGUGGAUUUUCGUCAAAGAUGUUGCUUUGUGUUUGCAGUGGCAAAAUCCUGCUGUAGCUCAUACUUGACCCUCCUAACCUUGUUUUUGAACGCUGACUCAGACCUGCUGACUAGUGGAAGUUCACAUCCUCUGAGAAUUACAGUCACCCUCUGCCCUGUGUUUGGACAAAGACCUUUGUCCUAAGGUCACAACUGAGUUUUGCAUAUCCCUUUGGGCUGCAAGUUACUUUGGGGAUUUAGAACUUGCGCUGUUUCUUACAGCAGAAAAGUUUGACCCUUGGGUGAAAGUUGACUUUGCUCCCUUACCUGGUGGUGCCUCAUACAGCAGACUAGGGCAGUUACAGUAAAUAGAUUUUGUAGUAAAUUACAAAGGAUUAUCAUUUCUGCAGAGUUAAGCAGAAACCAGUUUAGCAGGGUUUGGUCAUGUUCAGAGUAUAGUAAUCAAACAUGGCAUGUUUUAAAUUUUUGAAGAAACAUUUGGGGAGGGGAGCGGCUCUGAUGUGCCGCUGUGCCCUGGUGGAGCUCAGAGGACUCUCCAGAGUCAGUCUUUGUUCCAUUGUGAGUUACUGGGAUUGAACUCCGGUCACCAGGCUUGGCAGCAAGCGCCUUUGCCUGAUGAGCCUGCUCCCCAUUUUCUCAACUCCUAACAGGACGCUGCUGUUGUCUUUCCUUCUGUUGCUGCCUUAAGUCCCUGGGCCUGCACUGCAGAGAUGACUGUUAAAGGCUGGACUCACAACCUAGUCAUACCACCCUCCACCCUCAUGGGUGGGGUGCCGAUUACAGGAAGUCAGUCUGAAGUCUGGGAUGUUUUCAAAACAUUACUUCUUGCCAGGCUUGGUUGUGCUCCCCUUUAAUCCUAGCACUCGAAAAAUAAACAAAAAUUACUUUUUUCUGUAUAGAACUUUUAAUAUUUAAUAAUAUAAAUGUUCAACAAUAUUCCUAAGAUUCCUUAUGAUAGUUUGAAAAGAGGUCCAUUAGUAACUGACUUGUAGUCCAGGCUGGCCUUGAACUCAGAGAUGACCUGCCUCUGCCUCCCAAGUGCUGGGAUUAAAGGUGUGCAUCACACCAGGCCAAAUGGAGCAAUUUUAAUUUACAGAAUUUUGUUAAGCAACAAAAGGACCAGUUCUAUAAAAACAAAAACUAAAUGUGGCCUUUGUUUUGCGGUGUUGAGAGGAUUGAACACACAGUAGGAAAUGCAGCUGUCAAUACUGACUCCAGAAGAGAGAAGGUUAACAAUGGAGGACGUUGGGAAGGUUACCAGACAGCUGUCGUCAGUGCCAGACUCGGUCGACAUCACAGGUUAAAACGUUUCCCCAGAGAAGAAAGACCGUAAGCACCAUGAUGGACUCAGAAGCGCAUGAUAAGAGGCCCCCAAUGUUGACCUCUUCAAACCAGGAUCUGUCUCCUCACAUUGCAGACGUGGGUGAGAUAAAGCAUUACUUCUGUGGCUGCUGCGCAGCGUUCAACAACGUGGCCAUCACAUACCCCGUUCAGAAGAUUCUCUUUCGGCAGCAGCUGUACGGCCUCAAAACCCGGGAUGCGAUACUCCAGCUGAGGAGGGAUGGGUUUCGAAACUUGUAUCGUGGGAUCCUCCCCCCACUGAUGCAGAAGACAACCACGCUGGCACUUAUGUUUGGUCUGUACGAGGACCUGUCACGCCUGCUCCGCAAGCACGUGAGCAGUGCUCCCGAGUUUGCCACCAGAAGUCUGGCGGCGCUGCUUGCCGGGACAACAGAAGCCAUUCUCACUCCGUUCGAAAGGGUUCAGACUUUGCUUCAGGACCACAAGCAUCACGAUAAGUUCACAAACACUUACCAGGCCUUCCGGGCCCUGAAAUGCCACGGAAUUGCAGAGUAUUACCGAGGCUUUGUGCCUAUCCUUUUCCGAAAUGGAUUCAGCAAUAUCCUUUUUUUUGGCCUUCGAGGGCCCAUUAAGGAGCAUCUGCCUACUGCCACCACAAAUAGUGAGCAUUUGGUCAACGACUUUAUCUGUGGAGGUGUGCUGGGGGCCAUGCUGGGCUUCCUGAGCUUCCCGAUUAAUGUUGUGAAGGCUCGGAUCCAGUCUCAGAUUGGCGGGCCCUUCCAGUCUUUCCCCAUGGUUUUCAAGACAAUUUGGCUCGAGCGGGACAGGAAGCUGAUCAAUCUCUUCAGAGGCGCCCAUCUCAAUUACCAUCGCUCUCUCAUCUCCUGGGGAAUAAUCAAUGCCACCUACGAGUUUUUGUUAAAGAUUGUAUGAUACGGUCACUACAGGAAAUGUUAUUCUCCACCAACUAGACCUAAAGAGAGUGUGAUUUGUCUUUGUUCCUAAUUGGCUUAAAUACCGAUUGGCGUAAGUCCAGGCCAUAAUAAGUUAAGGACAAAGCAUUGACAGAAACAUAAAAGGUUUCGGUGGGCAUAUGUCAGGGUUUUGGUUUGAUCAUUACUCAAGAGCUUUAGGCUGUUACCUGGUAACUAGCCAUGUGUCUGAUGACCUUUUCAGGGCAGCUGUCAGCCAGAUAGAUUCCUUUUCCUCCCGGAAGCAAGCCUUGCUAGGCCUUCGGUGUGGAAACAGUGGCAUCAGCAACCAGCGCGUGCGCUCCGUCCUAGGGCUUCUCAGGCCCACCUCUCAUCUCCUUCAUUGCUUCUCCACCCUCGGGGGUCAUCUUCACUAAACCCCAGCAUUGCACGGUGGGCGAGCAUCUUAGCUGUGUAGUUCCAUGAUGAAUUGUUGGAUUUGAGACUAAGUGCUGUUGAGAUGGCCAUUAGCCACACUUUUUAUUUAGAUUUGGUAGGAUUACGCAGCCAAUGGAAAGCUUCCAUUUCACUGUUUAGCUUUGAACAUUUUCUGUUUAAUUCAGAAUGUGACUUUUAAGCCCUUCUAGAAUGUUCUUGUGCUUUUUUACUGAAUUCAUUGCCAAAAGAUAGGGUGACCAGUGGGGACAUUGUCCCUUGUGAGUAGUACCUGUAGUGUUCGUCUAUCCUGUUCUCUGGUAGUAGACUUUAAAAUAAACACUUCCAUAAAGUUUUA